GCUUCCUGCCAAGCAGGGAACCCGAUGCGGGACCCUGGGAUCGUGACCUGAGCCGAAGGCAGACGCUUAAUGACUGAGCCACCAGGCGCCCCCGGCCUGAGCUCCUUGAGGACGGCUCUCAGCACAGAGGAGAUGCCUAAUGAAAACUAAAACCCACGACUGAAAAUAAGUUGAAUCACACGCUGAUGAAAUGUGGAAUGUGGAACGUGAAGGGUCUCCCUUGAUUUCCAAGUUCACCGCUGUGAACAUUGCAUAUGCUGUCAACGCAGAAACACCUAGAAGGUGCACGGGCCGUGAAGAAGGGCAGAGCGGGAGCAGGUGGAGUGACCUUUCUCGGCAUUUGCAUGGAGUGUGAGAUUGGCGCGGGGACGCGGACUGUGCCAUGGGCAGGACACGAGGUAACAGCCAGCACUGAGCCUCUGUGUGAGGUCAUUACUAGCAGGUGACCCUCCCCGUGCUGUGUGCUUAUGUAGCCGCCGUGUCCUCAGCUGGAACUUGGCAAACAUCACCUUCGAGUGUGUGGGCAAGGCCCAGCUGUGUGUGUGUUGGGCCCUCCCGGGGCGCUGCAGGUUUCGGGGCACAGGACCCCCCCCAGCUGCCUCCUCACCCCGCCGUGACCCUGCCUGAGCCCCAGAGCCAAGGGCGCUGGGGGAGAACGGCUGGUCUCUCUGGAUGUUUCUCUUGCAGGGAAACAAAAAGAAGGAAUAGAGAAGCAACUGGGGCCAGCCUCCACCGGCAAAGGAGAUCAGUCAUUGGAUUUCACUCCCAUCCUAAAUCUUGGAAGACUUCAUCUCGAGAUCUUUGACUAAGUCCCUCUGCAAAGACCCUCUUUCCCACUGGCCCAAGAAGCACAGCAGAGGUGCUCAAGACCUGGUGAUCUCAUUCCACAGUCAUGUCCAAAUCUGUGUCCCAAGCUCUGAUUCUGCCCCAGGCACCAUUUCCAAAGGCCUCUGGAGCCCCGCUGCUGGUGUGCCACCAAAUGUCCCUAUGCUCCUGCAUCUGCCAGGCUCCCUUACAGCACCUCAGGCAGAAUGAAUUCUCCCUUCUUCCUUCCGCCGUACUCAGCACAUAUUUCCAUAAUAACCUGCAUUCUCCAGGGCGCUCGUGGCGGUGGGAAACUGAGGCCGAGUGCACACGGCUGCCAGAGACAGAGGCACAUACUUGCUGGGGACUUAGCACUGCCGUCUGGUCCCCUGCCCACCAGCGUCAGUGGUUACUGCUCAGCCCCCCUGGGCCUCUCCCUUCAAAUGAAGAUACUCCUCACCCCAGCCGGGCGCUUGGGGGAUGGCGGAAGACUUCCGAGGGGAUGGUCGUGGACCAUCACCUCAGAGACGUGCGUCACACAGACGGACCUAUGGCAGGUCAUUCUGUUACUCUCCCACGUGACGACCUUCCAUCAGCGCGGUCCAGGUGCGCUUCUGAGCUCUGUAGAGACACUCCUCCCCCUGCUAGACAGCCUGGGACUUGGGCUGUGACUGUUCUCAGUGGAUGUGGGGAGACUGAGGCACAAAGACACUCGGUGACUUAUGCAGGGAGUCAGCCUUCAGGCCCCAGCCUGACCCCCACUGUGAGCUCAUCGCCCCCCAGCACCCACCUGUUACAGACCGAGGUCUUCAGCCUGGAGGGCGAGUCUGAGGAGAAGCAGGGCCCACCAGAGCUGACUAUGCCCCUCCCCUCCCCCACGUCCCUCACAGAUGUGUACUGGGCCCCUCCUGGGCCACGCCCUCUGCAUUUGGCCUCCACGCAGAGACUCUGGGCCCCUACCCUCUUUCCCAGCUCCCAGGAAUCCCCAGGGACCGUUUCUGGUGUUGUAUGUCCCUCUUAGGUCCAGCCCUCCUCUCCUCUGCCCUGCCUGCUGGAGUGACCAAAGCGGGCUCUGGCCCCUGCAGACUGAUGGGGAAUCCCUUCUCCCAGGGUCCACAGGGGCCAUUUUCCAGGGUCUUCCCUGAUGAUCAAGUACCAGAAAGCUCUAAGGAGCUGAGGGCUCACUUCUCAGCAGCUGGCCUGCGCUGGUCAGAGCCAGUCACUGUCCCGCUCCCUGUCCCCAUAGUGCUUUAUGUAUGUACACAGGUGGGGAGCAGUGGGGCUUGGGGCUGGCCCCCUGGCCUGUGCCUACCUGCCACGGGGGAUGGGGGGGGGCAUUGUCAUUCUGGGAACCCUAGUCUCAGUGGAUGUCAGUGGAGAUGAUAAUCAGCCCAGCCCCGUCCCAGCCUCCCAGGGUUGGGGAAAGAUUGAUGCACGCGGAAGGUGAGGCAGAGAGGAGGGUGCCCCCGGCCUACCCCUCCCAUUGCUGCGGACGGAACCCUGGCGAGCCCCUUUUCCUUUUUAUGCUGUGCCUCUGUUUCUUCUUCCAGGAAAAGGACAUGAUGAUGAAGCCCAUCCUCCGGUCAGCUUGGGGGCCCGCACUUUGCAAAGUCACUGGGGCAGAGCUGGUGUGACACCAGCCGCUGCUGGGGAAGUGUCCCCAACAUGGGCCACACUGAGGUGUCAUUGACCUGCCUGCCCCCAUCACUACGGCUGACUUCCCAGAGGCCAGUCCCAGGUCAUCCCUCAGACCCCGGCACCACACGAGAUGCUCUUGGGACCAGGAAGCCCCCCAGUCGUCACUGCCCUGCCCCCCACCCCCAGCCUGCACUCUGGCUCCCUGGAGCUCUGUGUCCAUGUCCUCACCUGUCCCCGACUCUGCCUUCCCCCAGGUCAUCACUCAUGCCGGUCCUUCUGCCGGGAGCCCUCUUCCACUCCCUCCACCUGUUUACCUACCCAAAGAUUGAUUUGUUCCCUGCUGUCUCCCCGGAGCCUCGAGCUUGGCACGUGAUGAGCUUGGCAUGUGAUGGGGCUCCACGGACACCCGGUGAAAGGAAGGGGGACACGAGCCUGUCACACUGCAUCAGCCGUGUGAGGUCUGCGACUGGGGGCAGCGGUUGCCAUCCCCGUCCCUCCCAGGAGCCAGCCUCCAGCUUGGCCGGCCUCUCAUACAUGCAGGGCUGGGCUGGCCCGUGGCUACAGGGUUGCAGGCCAGAGGAAUCCCUGCCCCCACCAAGAAGUGACCACACCCCACCGUCCCUUAGAGUGUCUCAUCCCCAGAGUGGCCACCGCCUUCCACCUUGUCUCUCCAUCCCUCUACGGAUCAGAGCAGCCAGACCACCAUCUCCCUGUGGGGCCUUUUCUUCCUUCUCCAUCUAGACACAUUUCUCUCUGGCCUCCGGGUCACACUUCUGCCCCUGGCCCCAAUGCAUGUCCUGAGCAACCUCCCCCCCCAAUUUGGCACCUUCCCCAUGGCAACCGGAUAAUGUCCCGCAAGCUGUCCCCUCCAACCCCUUGUCAUUUGCUGGAAGGCAUUAGGAGACGUCUCUGCAAGGCAUCACAGCCCCCCACCCUACACCUGGCAGCUUCCUACCACCCCCACGCGGCAGUUAACCCUUGGCCCCCACCCCUGGUGGCUUUCCCCCAACAUCUGGCAGCACCCCCACAGCUCUCCCCACAGCCCCCCCUUCCUAACCUGGCAGCUUCCCCAGCCCCCCCACCCCUGUGCCUUACUGUCCUCACCUGGCAACCCCCCGUGCACCUGGCAGCGCCCCUACAUCUGGCAGCGCCCCACCCCCACCCAGCUGUUUCCCACCCCCCACUAAGCAGGUGCAA
Messenger RNA from Lutra lutra (Eurasian river otter), 3639 nucleotides. RefSeq lists its product as uncharacterized. The record is from RefSeq and is a predicted model, not a curated record. The coding region runs from base 893 to 1825 and encodes 310 amino acids. Lineage: Eukaryota; Metazoa; Chordata; Mammalia; Carnivora; Mustelidae. The transcript is spliced from 9 exons.